AUGUACAUUCUUUUAGCCCACCCUUGUGAUGAUAAUGGCAUGUUUCUCCCCCCUGGAAGCCUACCUAAACCACUCUUUGAUAAAUCCUCCUCUGACUGGACUCCUUACCGAAAUCGUGUCGAAUUUGAAACAGCAGAGUAUUUAUUUACCGAGAAUCAGAUGCCUGCAGGUCAGAUCAAUAAACUCCUUGAUCUCUGGGCCUCAACCCUCAAGAAACAUGACGACAAGCCUCCAUUUGCCGACUUUCGCGACCUUUACAAAACCAUCGACAGAACACCACUUGGGGAUGUGAAGUGGCAGUCGUUUUCAGUUCGCUACAAUGGCAAAAAACCAGACACUGAUGCACCGCCAUGGAUGGAUCAAGUCUUUGAUGUCUGGUACUGUGAUCCACGAGAGGUCAUCCGCAACAUGCUUGCAAAUCCCGACUAUGCCAAAGAGUUUGAUUACAGACCCUACCGCGAGUUCUCAACUGAUGAUGACGAGCGUCAGUGGAAGGACUUUAUGUCUGGUGAUUGGGCAUGGGAUCAGGCCGACAUAAUCUCCGAAGAUCCAGAAUCACAUGGAUCCACAUUCGUACCGGUUGUUUUAGGCAGUGACAAGACUACAGUUUCUGUUGCAACAGGAAACAACGAAUAUUACCCACUCUAUGCAUCUAUUGGCAAUGUUUGCAAUAACGUUAGACGAGCCCACCGAGACGCAGUUAGUAUUAUCGCCUUUCUCGCUAUUCCCAAAACAACAAAGGAACAUGCGACUAGUGAUGUGAAGUUCCGAAAGUUUCGCCGGCAAUUGUUUCACUGUUCACUCUCCAAGAUUCUCGAAACACUUCGUCCUGGUAUCACCAAGUAUGAAGUUGCACGUUUUGGUGACAGACAUUUCCGCCGUGUGAUAUAUGGUCUGGGACCAUAUAUUGCUGACUACGAGGAGCAAGUCUUAUUGACGUGCAUCAUGCGUGGUUGGUGCCCAAGAUGUUUGUCUUCACGUAUCAAUCUAGACGAGCCAGCCGGUUGGCGCUGUCAUCAUCAUACAGAUGUGCUUGUCGAGGAGGGUACUCUCGAUGCCUUAUGGGAUGAAUAUGGCAUUGUUGGUGAUCUCAUUCCCUUUAUGAAUGAUUUUGCUCGAGCCGACAUCCAUGAACUCAUUGCCCCCGAUAUCCUUCACCAGCUUAUCAAAGGGACAUUCAAAGACCACCUGGUCGAUUGGAUCGAGAAGUACCUAUACCAGGCACACUCGAAGAAAGAUGCUGAGCGCAUCAUAGAUGAUAUUGAUCGAAGAAUCGCUGCUGUUCCGGCCUUUGCUGGUCUUUGGCGCUUCCCACAAGGACAAGGCUUCAAGCAGUGGACGGGUGAUGACUUGAAAGCACUUAUGAAGGUAUACUUAUCUGCUAUUGAGGGAUAUGUCCCUGUGGAUAUGGUCUGGACAUUUCGAGCCUUUCUCGAAUUUUGUUAUCUUGUCCGACGCAGCAUAAUCACGGAGAAGACGCUCGAGCAAAUCCAGGAGGCACUUGACCGGUUUCAUCGGUGCCAGCAAAUUUUUGAAACACUCGAUGUUAUUUCAACAUUCUCACUCCCUCGCCAGCAUUCCCUUCAACACUACAUACACCUCAUUCGACUUUUUGGGGCCCUGAAUGGUUUAUGCUCUUCGAUCACCGAAGCUAAGCAUAUCAAAGCAGUGAAGGAGCUGUGGAGGCGCUCCAGUCGGUACGAGGCACUGGGCCAAAUGUUGGUCACAAAUCAACGCCUCAACAAGCUCACAGCAUCACGCGCUGAUUUUACUCAACGCAAGAUGCUUAAUGGUACGUGCCUUUCUGCAGCUGUCCUCAAAGCUGUCAAUACCACAGUGGACAAUGACAACGACAACGAUAAUGAAGUCGACGAUGGACCAACAAAUGUCGAAGCACACGUGGAGUUGGCCAAAACACCUCAAUAUAAACGUGCUCGCACCAUUGCUGCAUUAGCAAUUGAAUUAUCAAUCCCACAUCUCUCGAAUCUUCUGCGACACUUUCUCUUCGGUCAACUCAACCACAAUGAUCCCCGUGAUCCAUCAGAGAUUCCCCUAGCUUACUGUCCCCAAUUCGACGACAAAAUCAGUGUUUUCAACUCUGCUUGUUCAAGAUUUUUUGCGCCAAGUGAUCUCAGCGGUAUUGGGGGCAUGCGCCGUGAGUAUAUUCGUGCAUGUCCGAUAUGGAGAAACGAGCAUCCUCGGUUUGAUUGUGUCUUCGUCAACACGAAUCCAGGUCUCGAUGGUAUGAGGGGCAUGGAUGUUGCACGAGUACUGACAUUUUUUUCUUUUACUUACAAGCGAAAAUUAUACUCAUGUGCAGUUGUGCAGUGGUUUGAUACCAUUGGAGACUCGCCGAACGAAGACACUGGAAUGUGGGUUGUACAGCCUGCUCAUAAUAACAACAACAUGCCCCAUAUUUCCGUCAUACAUAUUGAUUCAAUCUACCGCGCCGCACACCUUAUUCCUGUAUAUGGUACUCAAGUUAUUCCUGCGCAACAUCACCACCAUCAGACCUAUGAUAUUUUCCACCGUUUUUAUGUUAACAAAUAUGCAGAUCAUCACUCCUUUGAAAUUGCAUUUUAG
Suillus fuscotomentosus is the source of this 2583-nucleotide messenger RNA. RefSeq lists its product as uncharacterized. The transcript is spliced from 9 exons. Lineage: Eukaryota; Fungi; Basidiomycota; Agaricomycetes; Boletales; Suillaceae. Bases 1 to 2583 code for a protein of 860 amino acids. The record is from RefSeq and is a predicted model, not a curated record.